This is a messenger RNA of Linum tenue, 888 nucleotides long. NCBI's taxonomy places the organism in Eukaryota, Viridiplantae, Streptophyta, Magnoliopsida, Malpighiales, Linaceae. The record is from the annotation of a GenBank genome assembly.
AUGGCAGGUUUGAGUUACCCUCUAGUACUGGCAGCUCUGUCUGCAUUUAUAUUAGCAUUGGCGCUCCAUCCAGUCUCGGUUGAUGCUAAGUUCUCAAAAAGUACCUACUUCAACUGGGGUGGUCACCAUUCUUCGAUCUCGGGAAAUGGUGAGGACCUCCAGCUGGUAUUGGAUAAAACAUCAGGCUCGGGGAUUCAGUCGAAGCAGGCGUUUUUGUUUGGCAGCAUCCAAAUGUUGAUCAAGUUGGUCCCUGGGAACUCUGCAGGGACAGUAACUGCAUAUUAUGUAUCCUCCACUGGGGAUAGACACGACGAGAUCGACUUUGAGUUCCUUGGAAAUGUGUCUGGGCAACCUUACAUCAUCCACACCAACGUCUUCGUACAAGGAAAUGGAAGCAGGGAACAGCAGUUCUACCCGUGGUUUGACCCAACUGCCAACUACCACAACUACACCAUCCACUGGAACCCUACCGCCAUUGUGUGGUAUGUGGACAGUGUGCCAAUCAGAGUUUACCGCAACUACGAGAGCCAGGGGGUACCUUUCCCAAACAAACAAGGGAUGAGGGUUUACUCUAGCCUUUGGAAUGCUGAUAACUGGGCAACCAGAGGAGGCUUGGAGAAGAUCGACUGGAACUCUGCUCCCUUCGUAGCCAGGUACCGCAAUUUCAGGGCUAGGGCUUGCAAGUGGAAUGGACAGCCAAGCAUCACCAAAUGCGCAGUGAAUUCACCGGCUAACUGGUGGACAUCUCCUGUAUACAAACAGCUGAGCUCUGCCAAGCAAGGCCAGAUGAAGUGGGUGAGAGAUAAUCACAUGAUCUACGACUAUUGCAGAGAUUUCAAGAGAUUCAACGGCAAUAUGCCACCAGAAUGCUUCAAGCCACAGUUCUAA